CGGUGCGGAAGUGGUUGUGUGCGAUGGUGACGAGAAAGUAAAACGCACUGAGUCCCCCAAGAAGCGUUCAGUUUUUGUGAAAAUUCAGGAGCAAAACAGUCUCCGAACGUGGCAAAAGUGAGUGAAAAAGUAAAAAUAGAGCCCAUUGCAUCGAGUGUGACUGCAGUUCCAGCGGAAACUAACAGAGUGGUCAUCGAUACAUGAAUCGGCGAAAGCAGUAGUAAUAGUAGUAGUAACAGUAUUCGUAUAUGUUUAUGUGCGUUUCUAUGUGCAUUUGACUGCUCUGCAUACGAGCGCAGAACACUGUACAUACCGCGAGGAACAAGAGCAGAGUCAGACACAGAAAAGAUGGCCGAUCUGGACGCAGUGAAUCUCGGUCUGGACGAAACAGAACGGGAUAUUGCGGAAGCACUGGAGAAUAGUUACGAUACAAGAAGUGAAGCGUCACAUGCAAGUUCCGAUAGUACCACUACGAAUCCUAGCAUCAGUGAGGUAAGCUCAGAUUCCUCGGAUGAGGAUGAUGACGAAGAAGACGAUGAGAAUACCGAGCGGAGAAAUUCUGCUGGUAAAAAACAGCAAAAGAAGAAAGCCAAGAAGAAGGAAGAGAAAGAAUCCAAGAAAGAUGGGGAAAAAGAUGGCGGAAGUAGCGGUGCCACUGCUUCCGCGAAUAACAGUACUAAGAAGGAGCGGAAAUCUCGCAGCCGAAGUCCCCAAGUGGUGGCCACAAUGGCCGCUACUACGGAAAAUAAGCGUCGAACGAAAAACAGCUCCGUGAAAAACUCCGUCAAGUCGUAUGACUAUAUCACGAAAAUUAACUAUCUUUUCCGGGAGACUCGCUUCUUCCUAAUCAAAUCCAAUAAUACGGAAAAUGUAACUAUUUCCAAGACGAAGGGCGUAUGGUCCACUUUACCUCCGAACGAAGCCAACUUGAAUCAAGCAUUCAGAGAGAGUCGGAAUGUUAUUCUUGUGUUUUCAGUAAAAGAGAGUGGUAAAUUUGCAGGAUUUGCUCGCAUGGCUGCUGAAGCUCGUCGGGAUCUUCCAGCAGUAGAGUGGGUACUUCCACCAGGAAUGUCGUCAAAGGCUCUUGGAGGUGUAAUCAAAAUUGAUUGGGUGUGCAAAAAAGAGCUCCCCUUCACAAGCACAACCCAUUUAUAUAAUCCUUGGAAUGAAAACAAACCAGUCAAAAUAGGCCGCGACGGACAAGAAAUUGAACCAAAAGUGGCUGAAGAGUUAUGUAGGUUGUUCCCGGAAGAUACAGCUGUAGAGAUGACACCGAUUCUGAAGAAAUCUAAGGAAGCUUCGAAAUUGAUGAAAGAGAAGGCAGCAUCAAAAUCGUUCAGGCGUCCGCCGAACUUUUCCCGUCCAACCAGUACUAUGAUGCGAGGUGGCCGAGGUGGGGGUGGCGGUGGUCCGAUUCGCGGUGGACGAAGAAAGAUUUUCCCAGGAAAAGGGCGUCCAGCAAUGUUUCCUCCGUAUCGUAAGGAUAUGAGACGUGCACACGGCCCUCGUAUGCCUCCGGGAGCGGCGGCAGCAGCAGCGGCUGCCAGUGCGGCGAGUUUCCAUGGUUGGGAGCGAUACAGCAGUACCGCUGCUGCCGAAGCCUACGUUGCUGAUUAUAUGCGAAAUAUGCAACAUCAGCUACCUCCUAUGCCGUACGCUCCACCUCCUGGUUUCCCAGGUAUUCCAAUGCCGUAUGAAGGAUUACCACCUCCACCACGAUACUACGAAGGGUUACCCAUUCCAGAGUAUCCUCUACCGCCGGGUGCUAUUCCCGGAAGCGUAACUGGAGCGGCUGGAGUUCCACCUCCUCGUGGUGGCCCUUACGACAAAUAUGAAGAAUUCAUGUGGAAGCCACCACCUGGAGGUGCUCCAGGAACCGCACCAAUACCCACAUCCACUGCAAGCAGUACCAGCUUGCCCUCGAUGAAGGGUCCACCACCGCCACUUCCGAAUUAUCAUGUCCCACCGCCAUCGAUGCCACCAGUGGCUGGCGGAAGCGGUGCUCCGUCCCAUGGACGCAAAAACGAUCGAGGUGGCGAUGAUAACCGCAGUCAGAGAGAUAGAGACCGGAACCAUCGGAACGAUCGCAAUCACCGUGGCGGUAGAGGCUACAAUAAUAGAGAUCGGCGAUGAUUUGGAGCAUCAUCUACAUCCAAAUGGAAUACAUCCAUUAUAAAUCGCUAAGCUUCUUCCCGAUCCUUAAUAUGAGGUUCUGCUUGGCGACAAUUCAUCGAUAGAACUACCACACGCAAUUAAAGUUUUGUUUUCUGACGCUAACGGGGCAACAGAACCAACUGCAUGAAUCUUUAUCAUCGUUAACUGGUAUUGGAUAAUAUUCGCACGCUGGGAGCUUGCAGAGAAACUUCGUACAAUCUCAACGGGACCUUUUGGAGUGCACCGGACAAAGUACGAAAAGACACCCCGUGCUGAUUAUUAUGGUUCAGUGAUAUCAUCGAUCUCUCUGGUGGCGUUUUGCUUAUUAGUGGAACGGAAGAAGACAGUGCUUUUCAGUGUUUGCCUUUUGCUAACCCAUCCCAUUUGAAAACGACAGUGAAAAUACCGAAACAUCAUUUCAAUCUCUUCCGGAUAUGCUAACGCAAUGUUCGACGGUUCCUCUUAACAAACUUCGGCUUUGAAUAUAGUGCGGUUCGGUUGCCGAAGAAAAUAAGUGAUUGUUCUAUACGUUAUGGAUUUUGUUGGAAGAAGAAAAGAAGAACGAUAAUUUAUAUAUAAAAAAGUUUGGGAAGAACUUUCCUGUUACAUCUAAAAGUUACAAAAAAGUAUUCUCACGUCAAUAUGAAGAAAGCUAAGCAAACAUCCUUGUGAUUGUCUGUCGACGGUAAAGCGGAAGUAGCAUGGACAAAGUGCUAAACAUGGAUCUCGAUCAAUUCCGUGGUAAUAAGAAGAAAGUGUGUUUACAGACAAUCUGAAGAUACAAAAGAAAAAUACAUAAAAUAGUUGUGUAAUUGUGUUUAGAAAGUUUAAAAUAGCAAACAAUGCUACAAUUAUAACUACUGCUAGUAUGCUACUAAGAUAUUUACCCUAAAAUACGCAACCAAUACAUAACAAAUAUGUAUCGACAGGCAAAGCAAACACAAAUGAAAUUUAAAUUAUGAACUUUUACUAGUAAUCCAAUAAAGGUUAAAUAACAACCCAA
Messenger RNA from Armigeres subalbatus, 3157 nucleotides. It is a transcript of the gene Ythdc1, whose product is annotated as YTH domain-containing protein 1. Bases 349 to 2133 code for a protein of 594 amino acids. The record is from RefSeq and is a predicted model, not a curated record. Gene Ontology annotation, biological process: mRNA splicing, via spliceosome; regulation of alternative mRNA splicing, via spliceosome. Gene Ontology annotation, molecular function: mRNA binding; N6-methyladenosine-containing RNA reader activity. NCBI's taxonomy places the organism in Eukaryota, Metazoa, Arthropoda, Insecta, Diptera, Culicidae. Gene Ontology annotation, cellular component: nucleoplasm. The transcript is spliced from 3 exons.